AUGUCAUCAUUCCCACAAUUCAGGAGACUCCCAGUCGAACUUCAACUCAAAAUCUUUUAUUUUUCUCUUCAACCAGACAGCAUUGUACCCCGGAUCAUCAAAGUCGACUUCGCUCCAGAAUUGCAUACAUACAGAUAUCAAUCUCAGCCACCACCACUUACCCAAACAUGUCGAGCUUCUCGUGAAGUUGCUCUGAAGAGUUACUCGGUCCUCAACCCCUCCAUGCUAAACAAACGGGGCGCUAUAUAUUUCCAUCGCGCCGUUGACAUCCUGCACUACCAUCCACAAUGCGAACACCACUAUGACAAUGACUCACUUGAUACGACUGCAUUGGACCCAGAUCUUCCAACUCAUCUCAUACGGCAUAUAAUGAUCACACAAACAUACAUGACCCUCAGGGCAAGUGAUUCCUUCAGCUGCCCAAUCUUUGAGUUGAGAUAUUUCGGGAACUUAGAGACGUUAUAUAUAGGAUUGCCAAGUCAUGCAGAACUAGAAGAGCAUAGUACACGUUGGUAUCAAGAACUCAUGAGGCUUACGCCAGGUCACAAAGAUGCGCCGCCUUCACUACCUCAUCACCUAAUAGCUUCAUAUACUCGCGAAAAACUCGAAGAGGCUUCUGGGCGCCGAGAUAUUGUACCGGGAUACACAUUGUUAUCGGCGGACAAGGGGAAUAUGCGUAAACAUCAGCUGUUAAGUUGUUUUGGAUGGCAAGAAGGUGGUAUAAGUGGUGCGUGGAUUUGUGGCGAUGGUUCGGGAAGGGGUGAUGGAAGGAUUAGGAGAGGAGAGGGAUGGCAAAGUAGAGAGUUGCCAGCACUGAACCAUGUCCCCGAACUCGUAAGCUUCACGACGCCAAGUCUUCCCAGCGGAAAUGAAUAUCUUUUCCAGAACAGGGCCCAUACAGAGGUGGAUCCCGCUGGAUAA
Molecule: messenger RNA, 921 nt
Organism: Botrytis fragariae
Lineage: Eukaryota; Fungi; Ascomycota; Leotiomycetes; Helotiales; Sclerotiniaceae
Exons: 2
Coding region: 1-921 (306 amino acids)
Source: RefSeq, a predicted model, not a curated record